Messenger RNA from Ananas comosus (pineapple), 2621 nucleotides. RefSeq names its product protein trichome berefringence-like 7. The record is from RefSeq and is a predicted model, not a curated record. The transcript has 5 exons. The coding region runs from base 41 to 1219 and encodes 392 amino acids. Gene Ontology annotation, cellular component: Golgi apparatus. Lineage: Eukaryota; Viridiplantae; Streptophyta; Magnoliopsida; Poales; Bromeliaceae. Gene Ontology annotation, molecular function: O-acetyltransferase activity.
UUCUUCGCGCGCGGGAGCGGGAAAGAGAAAGAGUGUGUGCAUGCGCGUGCGAUCUCAACAUCUAGGAUUAGGGUUUCUCCGAUUCGACUAUAAACAAGGAAGAAUCAUCAACGAAUCGCCCCCUCAAUCCGUUAUUGGAUCAGUUAUCCAUCUCUAUUUGCGUCGAUUCCCCUGUAGGGGGAGCUUGUUAUCUGGAUUCAUCAUCAAGAAGGGUUUUUGUGAUGUAUUUGAUGGUGAUUGGGUUUUCGAUGAUUCAUACCCGCUGUAUAAUAGCUCAAAAUGCCCUUUUGCGGAGCGUGGUUUCAAUUGCUUGGCAAAUGGGAGAAAGGAUAGUGGGUAUCUUAAAUUGAGGUGGAAGCCUCGGCAUUGCGAUUUGCCCAAGUUUAGUCCUCAUAAUGUGCUCGAAUCGGUUAGGGGGAAACGUGUUGUUUUCGUGGGCGACUCGAUGAGCCGGACGCAGUGGGAGUCUUUGAUUUGUAUGCUUAUGAGUGGGGUGGGAGAUCCAGGGAACGUUUAUGAGGUGAACGGGAGUGAGAUCACAAAGACGGUUCGCUUCUUGGGUGUUAGGUUUGAGAGAUAUAAUCUUAGUGUGGAGUUCUUCCGCUCUGUGUUCUUGGUGCGGCAGGGUUCGCCGCCGAAGCACGGGCCUAGAAGGGUCCGGGCGAUACUCGAGCUGGACAAGGUGGAUGAGAUAAGUAGUAAGUGGGUUGAUUCGGAUAUUCUUGUAUUCAAUUCUGGCCAUUGGUGGACUCGAAGUAAACUGUUUCAUGUGGGUCGCCAUUUCCAGGCCGGAGGACGACUCAAGCUUGGGAUGCCCAUCAAUGCUGCCUUUAGAAUGGCUUUGCACACUUGGGCGUCGUGGGUAGAAAAGAUCGUAGACACAAAUAGAACUCAAGUCUUUUUCAGGACUUAUGAGCCUUCUCAUUGGAGUGGCUCAAACGGAAAGGGGUGCAAUGUAUCGAAACAGCCAUCUUUUGAGGACAAGAGUGAAUUUGGUAAAAUUCUCAAUGAUGUGGUUACCAAUAUGAGAGUUCCCGUGACUUUGCUGAACGUUACUUCGAUGGGUUUGUUCCGAAGUGAUGCUCAUAUUGGCACUUGGAAUUACCCUUCUCCCGAUCUGGAUUGCAGCCACUGGUGUCUCCCUGGAGUUCCAGAUGCUUGGAAUGAACUUCUUUUCUCUUACUUGUUCACAAAUGGUUGGAGGCAGUUGGGAAGAUAACAACCUCAUUUUUUGUAUACCUUUAUAAAAUAUUUCUAUAUACAAGGAGCAAAAAUAUUGGAUUCAUCUGGCAGUAACUGAGAGAAGUGGAUCCAUCUGUCACUUGAAGUAGUUCACUCUUAUCCCUCUUUUCUUUCUUUCAUACAUUUACUUCAUAUUGUAAAGGCUUAUAGGUCUCUUUUCCUGAAAGAAAGGGAAGGCAUUGUCAUCAAUUUACACAUGCAAAUGAUCAUCCAUUUAUUAAGGCCAACUUAGUCCUGCUUUAUUUCUAUAUGUGAAUCUCCGAAAGCUUUUGGAGGUAUCUAAUGCACACUUCAGUUUCUUCUGCUUUGCUUUCUACUACUUGUGAAAAUUAAUCCUUUGUAUAUUUUGUUAUGUUAUUUUUUAUACCAACAAAGAGUCGAGGGAUCAAAUUGAUAUCUCCAUUAUAGUUUUUUUUUUUCUUUUUCUUUUUCUCUUAAUUUUUUCGUUUUGAAAAUGGCAACAGGUUAGCUUAACCUAUUGAUGAGGUCAAUUUACUACUGUAAAAAAUUAUUUACAGCUCCAAGAUUUACAUGAAUACACUUGUGAACCGAAAAUUAACUACCAAGGCUUCAAAUGCUUGCGACAGUCCAGGCAAUCCAAAAUUGGCGUCCUUCUAAACUAUCUCUCUGCUUAAUUUUGUUUGUGUUUGAAUUUUUCAUAUCUCCAUUAGUGUUCGUGAGGCCUAAAUUAUAAUUUACCUCCAACAUGUGGUAUGCCAGUGAAACCUCUGUUUUUAUCAGCCUGAGCCGAUGGUUGAAGGAAUUAGUUGCGAUCCAGUAUCUUGUUCAUUAUGUUCAUAGCCAUCAAUAUAUUGUAGCAAAGUGAUUCUGCACAACUUAAGAUUCUCCAAUCUAAAGCUGCUGAGUCCAGUAAGUACCUGAAAACUUAGGCCUGAUGUGCAGUAGUUUCUAAGCAGAGAAUUCGGUCAUGAAUAAUCAUCGCAAUAUUACAUCAAAUAUCACAUACUUACACAUAGUUGAACAUCAUUUGAAAACUGAAUUGUUGCAUCUUCUUUCAUGGUACCAGAACUCUGGAAGUGCUGGUGUUUCGGUCGAUGCAAGGUACUCUACGCCAAUUGGAGCUCGAGAUGUUCAGGAUCUGCAAGGUGUGACUUCUUCUCUCUCUCUAAUCAUUAGGUACUCAUGUUUCUUUGGUAGUUUAAGAAAAUGUGAUGCCAUCUUGUGUAGUAGAUCAAGUUAAAUUUUCACGCAGUUUGACGGUUACUUUCUUAGCGGAAUUGUGCUGUGCUCAAAACAUGUUUUUUGUUUUUUGGCCUCUGUAUAAUCAAAUAGAAGUUGUACUUGUAGAGAAACUUUGUCAGAUUGAAUGCUUACUGUAUACGGUUCAUAUAAAGAAACCUUAGAAGUUGAGCAAGUAU